UCAAAGCGUUAUGAAAACAAAACUGGUAACUUUGUAACAGGGAUUGAUUUAACAUCAAGGGAAGCCAUAGAGAAAAGAGAUGAAAGAGCGAAAAGAUUUGGACUUACCCCAUCUGAAAAUAGAACUGAGGUUGAUAGAAAAUUUCUUCUGAAAAGGUACUUUAAAGGUAUUAGAUUAGAAGCUAUACACAUGAGAGGUACAGAUAACAUGAAUACACAAGAUAUAUUUCAGUAUUUUAGUGAGUUUGGACCAGGUCGUAUUGAAUGGAUAGAUGAUUCUUCAUGUAAUGUUGUAUGGUUUGAUCCUAUGACUGCUGCAAGAGCUCUAUCAACAUUAAGUAAAGAUUAUGAUUCAGACAAAGAUGCAGACAUGGACACAACUGAAGAGAAAGAAAAUCAUAGGUUAAAAAAGGACAAGAGACGUGACCAGACCAGAGAU
Molecule: messenger RNA, 438 nt
Organism: Lottia gigantea (owl limpet)
Lineage: Eukaryota; Metazoa; Mollusca; Gastropoda; Lottiidae
Exons: 5
Cellular component (GO): cytosol; nucleus
Molecular function (GO): RNA 7-methylguanosine cap binding; mRNA binding
Source: RefSeq, a predicted model, not a curated record